UGGCCUUACAGUUGAUCCAUCAUGUGGCAUGCAGUGGUGGGGUCUCAUCGCUCUCACUGUUCACCUCAGCCCAAGCACUUAAAGCUGCUCACAGUCUACAUGCUGGUGCUGUUGGCAUCACUCAGCUUUACGUCAGGCCAGCGGAGAUCGUUUAACCAUCAGAUAGACAACAGAAGUCCUGAGAUUGAUCCAUUUUGGUAUGUGGGACGUGGUGUCCGACCUAUCGGCCGGUUUGGGAAAAGGCAGCUAAGGAGCAGCCACAAGAGCCUGAGGCCUGGGAUCAGCAGCCUGGAGCUGAUUGUGAAUGCUUUGCAGGAGCAAGAAGCACUGGAUGCAGAAGAUGAUGGCUGGUGGUGAUUCCCUUGUCAACUGCAGUAACUAAACUCAGUUACUUCUCUCAUUUGAAUUGAAUUCUCUCUCUCUCCUCUCCCCACCUCCUCACAUAUAUGUUAAAACUCUGUUUUGGUUCUGCUUUUUUGCUUACAUGUCCUUUGCCACAUCUUUCGUUUAUUUCCUGUGUAAACUCCUUUUAAAAGAAGCCCUCUCAGGUGGAAAGAUCCACAUUGAAAAGUGAUGCUGAAUGCAAACUACGCUGUUCACACACUUCCACUCCUGCUCUGAACAAAGCAUCCUCCCUCCAUCCCUCCCCCCGUAAACUAAUGCCACUGUGAGGGUAGUUCGGAGCAAGAACCAAAAGAUUUCCAUGCUUGGAAUCAACUCUGUAUAAAAUAUGCUCUUCAUGCUAGCCUGCCAACAAACCUUUCUGUCAUGUUUCAAAGUGACUUGUUAAUGCUGGUUAAAAAUAAACAAUGGCUGGCUGAACUAAAACAUUCUCAGUAAUGUAUUUACCAAUAUUAACUAGAUAUGAAAUGUUAGUGCUUUUUGAGUCUUUUCAUACCACAGUGACAUGCAUGGCUUGGAUUUAUACACUGUACAUUCCUGGCCCUUUAAAAUGUCUGCUAUCUGACAGGGUGUACUCUUCAAACAAGUGGGGGUUUUUUUUUACUUGCUUAUUUUGAAACAAACAGAAAAACCUCCCUUCUUAAGGACAGGGAGUUUAAAAGGCCCCAGGCUAGUUAAACUGUCAGGGUAGCUUUGUGCCAUCAUAGCACAUAACCCACCACCCUGAGCAGCACAAUGAGGUCAAAGACAGGUGAAGCUGCUGGCUCAUGUCCCUCUAGAACAGUGGUUUUUAAUCUGUGGUCCACAGACCCCCUCGGGGUUUGCAGACUACACCUAAGAUUUCCAAAGGGGUACACGCCUCCAUUUGAAAUCUUUUGGGGUCUGCAAAUGGAAAAAUUGUUAUAGUAGUGGCUUUCAAUCUUUUAACUGGGAAAGCUAAAAGUCACUGUACAAGCAUCAUACUUAAAAAAUUAUCCUAUUAUAUUGGAUUGCAUAAAUAAUCCAUGAUUGCUUGAUUGAUAUGACCCAUCACUAUACUGGUAUCUAUGAUUCUAUACUGGUUAAUUCAAUAACUUCUAAUUAGCAUUGCUCAUAUAAUUAUACACACUUAAUCUUGAUAAGCAACUCUUGCCACCAAAAAUACAUCAGAUAAAAUUAUAAGAUAAAUGGUAGCUCAUAGUCAAAAAGACCAUUCACUAUUUAGCUAAUGGACUAGAAUUAAAAUUUAGGUCCUAAACAGUACUUCAGAAGAUAAUAGACCAAGCUUGUGUGUCUAGUUGUCGUCGUCUUGAAUCACUGCCAAAGUAGCAGUGGUUGACUUAAUCACAGCACAUAAUUUAUCCAACUAACUUAAUUCAAAGGCAGAAAAAUGGGCUGCCUGCCAUCAGGAGGUGAUUUUAUUUUUACAGACUUGAUUGUAUUUCUCAGUUGUUUGAUAAAUAGUUUGUGUGAAGGGAUUUGAGCC
This is a messenger RNA of Mauremys reevesii (Reeves's turtle), 1867 nucleotides long. Its product is annotated as prolactin-releasing peptide-like. The record is from RefSeq and is a predicted model, not a curated record. The transcript is spliced from 2 exons. Bases 22 to 357 code for a protein of 111 amino acids. Lineage: Eukaryota; Metazoa; Chordata; Testudines; Geoemydidae. Gene Ontology annotation, molecular function: hormone activity.